Molecule: messenger RNA, 1210 nt
Organism: Telopea speciosissima
Lineage: Eukaryota; Viridiplantae; Streptophyta; Magnoliopsida; Proteales; Proteaceae
Product: BURP domain protein RD22-like
Exons: 3
Coding region: 11-1156 (381 amino acids)
Source: RefSeq, a predicted model, not a curated record
CAAGCUUUCAAUGGAUCUUCGUCUUCUCUUUAUCGUUGCUUUUCUUUCUCUCGCCCUAGUAGUAAGUCAUGCAACUCAACCUUCUGUGGAUUAUUGGCAAUCAAAGCUGCCAAACACACCUAUGCCAAAAGCAAUCCGAGACCUAUUACCAUCUGAUUCUGGUUUGUUCUCAAAGCUUUGUCAAGAUAUUAGUCCUUUUGUUAGGUGUUUGACUAAUAUUCUUCUUGUUGUUGCUGAAUUAGCAGGUGUGACAGAAGAGAAGAGUACUUCAGUAAACGUAGGGAAUGGUGGUGUAAAUGUUAACACCGGUAAGGGCACAAGUGUCAAUGUUGGACGUAAAGGUGUAGGUGUGAGUACUGGUAGUGGAACAAAUGUUGGGGUUGGAAAGGGUGGAGUAUCGGUACACACAGGCACAAAGGGAAAGCCUGUGGUCGUCAACGUUAAUCCCAACUAUUUCAAAUACUUUUACGCUCCUUCUGAGGAUCAACUCCAAGAUAACCCAAACGUGGCUCUCUUCUUCCAAGAAAAAGACUUGCACCAAGGCACCACCAUGAACUUACACUUCAUUAAGACCACACAAGGAGCCACCUUCUUGUCACGCCAAGAGGCAAAUACUAUACCCUUUUCUUCUAACAAAUUCUCUGAUAUCUUACAACAAUUCUCAGUCAAACCAGGAUCUAAAGAAGCACAAACCAUGAAGAACACAAUCCAAGAUUGUGAGGAACCAACCAUACAAGGAGAAGACAAGUAUUGUGCAACUUCAUUGGAGUCUAUGGUUGAUUUCAGCACUUCAAAGCUUGGAACUAAUAAUGUUCAGGCCGUGUCGACUGAGGUCGAUAAGGAGGAAACUCAGAAGCAGCAAUACACCAUGACAAGAGAUGUGCAAAAGAUGCCAAGUAAUGAGGCUGUGGUGUGUCAUAGUGAGCCUUAUGUGUAUGCUGUUUUCUAUUGUCAUUCCACGGACAGCAUAAGGGCUUACAAGGUUCCAAUGGUUGGUGCUGAUGGAACAAAGGCUAAUGCUGUUGCUGUGUGUCACACCGACACUUCCAAAUGGAAUCCUAAGCACCUAGCCUUCCAAGUACUUAAGGUUAAGCCUGGUACUGUUCCUGUGUGUCACUUUCUUCCAGAAGAUCAUGUUGUUUGGGUUUCCAAGUAGAAGGGAACAGGGCAUAACACCAUAUAUAUAUUUCCUGCUUUGGUUUGGGUUUGA